CGGUCCUGGCCACGCAGACCCAGCUCGACGCUCCUCGCCUGCUCUCGCAGCGGAGCCGAACCUCGUACGGCCGCUCCAGGAAAGGGCGCGCAGCGCCGGAAGCCGCUAUGGACAGCGGCGGUCCCGCAAGCAGCCACCUGAUCGCCAGCAACGAGCCCGCGCCACCGGUAGCCGCCACCCGAGACUCGAGCCAGGGACGGACCGGACCGGGGCCAGCGGGCCCAGGCGGCGGCGCGCGCUCGGGGGGCGGGAGGCCGGCGGCAGCAAACGCGGCGCGGGAGCGCAGCCGCGUGCAGACUCUGCGGCACGCCUUUCUGGAGCUGCAGCGCACGCUGCCGUCGGUGCCGCCGGACACCAAGCUGUCCAAGCUGGACGUGCUGCUACUGGCCACCACCUACAUCGCGCACCUCACUCGCAGCCUGCAGGACGACGCCGACGCACCGGCGGAUCCCGGACUGGGCGCCCUGCGCGGGGAUGGUUACCUACACCCUGUCAAGAAAUGGCCCAUGCGAUCAAGAUUGUACAUUGGUGCUACUGGUCAGUUUCUGAAGCAUUCUGUCUCUGGAGAAAAAAUAAAUCAUGACAAUAUUCCAACAGACUCACAGCCUUAG
Molecule: messenger RNA, 611 nt
Organism: Globicephala melas (long-finned pilot whale)
Lineage: Eukaryota; Metazoa; Chordata; Mammalia; Artiodactyla; Delphinidae
Gene: TCF24
Product: transcription factor 24
Biological process (GO): developmental process; regulation of transcription by RNA polymerase II
Molecular function (GO): DNA-binding transcription factor activity, RNA polymerase II-specific; RNA polymerase II transcription regulatory region sequence-specific DNA binding; protein dimerization activity
Source: RefSeq, a predicted model, not a curated record